AUGGCGAAGAGUGCUUCGAUAUUGCGAGAUGUUGAAGCAGGAACAAUACCUGUACGAGCAGAAGAGCAGCUGUCAGAGAAGAAGAUCGUGCUCGAGGAUGAGAAAACCGAAAUCCUGGUCGAUUGGGACGGCGAGGAUGACCCGGAAAAUCCUCAAAGCUGGUCAACCGUGUUCAAAUCCUGGGUCACCUUGCAGCUGAGUUUACUGGCGUUUGCUGCGAGUCUGGCUUCCAGCAUUAUCGCUCCCGCAAAUCGAACCAUUGCCGAAUACGUCGCAGUCAGUGAGAAUGUUGUUGUUCUCAAUGUCUCCCUCUACAUCGUUGGCUUCGCCUUUGGCCCUUUGAUCUGGGGUCCUUCGAGCGAAGUUUGGGGCCGGAGAUGGUCCAUGUUGCCGGCAAUGGCGUGUCUAGCUUGCUUCUCCAUCGGCACCGCAGUGAGUCAAAACGCCCAGUCGAUCUUUAUCAACCGGUUCUUCAGCGGCUUCUUUGGCUCGGCUGCUGUCAGCAACGUCAAUGCCGCUUUGGGCGACAUGUGGUCUCGAGAGGCUCGUGGCACAGCUGUUUGCAUGUAUGGAUUGUGCGUCGUCGGGGGGCCGACCCUAGGCCCAACAAUCGGCGCAGCUAUCCUGGUCAAUCCCCAUAUGGGCUGGCGAUGGACCGAAUAUACCACGACCCUGCUCAAUUUUGCGGUUGUUGGGCUGACCUACUUCUGCAUGCCGGAGAUGUAUCCGCCGGUCCUGUUGAAGUGGAAGGCCCAGCGACUACGACGACAGACCGGCAACAACCUGUACUACCACCCUCACGAAAGAAUCAAGGUCGACAUCAGGUCGAUCGUCACCAAGCAAUUGUCGCGGCCGCUCAAGAUGCUCGUCACAGAACCAAUGGUCACCUGCAUCGCAUUCUACGCCUCCUUUGUCUACGCAAUUCUCUACAUGACACUCCAAGUCUUCCCGAUCAUCUUUGAAGAGCAGCGACAGUGGUCGCCCGUGGUCGGUUCUCUGCCUUUUCUCGGCAUGUUCGCUGGGAUUAUCUGCGCCACCGGCGUCAACCUUGGGAAUCAGCCCAGAUACAUCCGGAAAUGUCGGGCUUCCAAUGGAAGGCCGGUCCCUGAAGCAAGACUGCCGCCUCUGGCAAUUGGCGCCGUCAUGAUGGUGGUUGGCCUGUUCUGGUUCGGAUGGACUGCUGCCCCAAAACAUCCCUGGCCCCUUCCUGUCAUUGCUGCCAUGUUUAUCGGUGGUGGCUUUAACGUCAUAUUUCAGCAAUGCAUCAACUACCUGGUCGACGUUUACGGCCUUUAUGCGGCCAGCGCUACAGCCGCUAACACUUUUCUGCGCAGCAUCCUUGCCGCAGGUCUCCCUCUGGCUGCCCGACCCAUGUAUCAUUCACUUGGAGUAGGGCCUGCAACGUCGAUCCUUGGUGCCGUGGCGUCGAUGAUGCUCCCCGUGCCGUUCAUCUUCAUGAAGUACGGCCUCAUUCUGCGGAAGAAAUCGAACUUUGCACCCGUGCCGGAUGGUUGA
Molecule: messenger RNA, 1515 nt
Organism: Cladophialophora psammophila CBS 110553
Lineage: Eukaryota; Fungi; Ascomycota; Eurotiomycetes; Chaetothyriales; Herpotrichiellaceae
Exons: 4
Coding region: 1-1515 (504 amino acids)
Biological process (GO): transmembrane transport
Molecular function (GO): transmembrane transporter activity
Source: RefSeq, a predicted model, not a curated record